AUGUCAUACUCAUAUCUCGCUUCUACGCCAGGAUUGAAAUUCAACUAUUCCCUAUUUAGUGUACCUAUAGGAUGGGCUGUAGGGAUGGCUCCGCUCUGGUGGUCCAUUAGCAAAGCUAACUCGGCAGCUCCCGGGACAUAUGACAAUGCGAAUCCCGGAGACAGUUGGUCUAAGUUGGACUCAGCUCCGAUCUCUUCACAGGAUAAGAGAAGGAUCAGGAGAGCAGUAGCAGCCAAUAACAAUACCCAUGUUAAUCUACCAUUGUUCGCUGCGGGCUUAGCAGCUGCCAACGCUGCACAUGUUGACUCGAGUUCUCUCCAUCUGUACUCAGCUGGAUUUUUGAUUAGUCGGGUAGCAUAUACUUUAUCGUAUAUCUUCAUCGAAGAUGAUCAAACAUCGUAUAUCCGGUCCAUUUGCUACUUGGGUGGGAUAGGUUCAUGCUUCGCAUUAUACAUCAAGGCUGCCUUGAAGUAUAAGAAUAUACCCUGGUGA
Messenger RNA from Kwoniella shivajii, 492 nucleotides. RefSeq lists its product as uncharacterized. Gene Ontology annotation, cellular component: membrane. The transcript has 6 exons. The record is from RefSeq and is a predicted model, not a curated record. Lineage: Eukaryota; Fungi; Basidiomycota; Tremellomycetes; Tremellales; Cryptococcaceae. Bases 1 to 492 code for a protein of 163 amino acids.